Molecule: messenger RNA, 2789 nt
Organism: Orycteropus afer afer
Lineage: Eukaryota; Metazoa; Chordata; Mammalia; Tubulidentata; Orycteropodidae
Source: RefSeq, a predicted model, not a curated record
CGGCUCCCUAGUACCCGCUCGCUCCUCCCCUCAGGUCCCUCCAACCGCCAGGGUUGUGCUUCCCUACCCACCCACUUCGCACUCUCCCACCGCCGACACGCUGCUCGUCUUUGCCGCCAUGCCCCAGCCACAGGCUGUCCACGGGCCUAGGCGCAGCGGCCCGAGAUAGGGUCCCUCAGCUCCCGGGGGAGGAGAGAAAGGAGCGAGCCGCGCGCUCCGCCCCUCCCCCCGGGCUGUCGUCGCUGUCGCCGCCACCUCGCCUCCUCAAGCCUGGCGGGGAGGAGGAGGAGCACCAGGCCUCCGGGCCCCGGCACCGCCACCCGCAGGGCAUUUCUGAUUCAUUUGCAUCCUUGAAGAGCAUCUGUAGAAGAGAAAGAAAAAGAUGGGUGUGAAAACAUUUACUCAUAGCUCCUCUUCCCACAGCCAGGAAAUGCUUGGAAAGCUAAAUAUGCUGCGAAAUGAUGGACAUUUUUGUGAUAUCACUAUACGUGUCCAGGACAAAAUCUUCCGGGCACACAAGGUGGUACUAGCAGCUUGCAGUGAUUUCUUUCGCACCAAACUUGUGGGGCAAGCAGAGGAUGAGAACAAGAAUGUGUUGGAUUUACAUCAUGUUACAGUGACUGGCUUUAUACCACUUUUAGAAUAUGCUUACACAGCCACUCUGUCAAUUAACACAGAAAAUAUUAUUGAUGUCCUAGCUGCAGCCAGCUAUAUGCAAAUGUUUAGUGUUGCUAGCACCUGCUCAGAGUUCAUGAAAUCAAGUAUUUUAUGGAAUACACCCAACAGCCAACCAGAAAAAGGUCUAGAUGCUGGACAAGAAAACAGUUCUAACUGCAAUUUUACAUCUCGAGAUGGAAGCAUUUCUCCAGUCUCUUCAGAGUGCAGUGUGGUAGAAAGAACCAUUCCUGUUUGCCGAGAAUCUCGGAGAAAGCGCAAAAGCUACAUAGUUAUGUCUCCUGAAAGUCCCGUAAAGUGUAGCACACAGACAAGUUCUCCCCAGGUACUGAAUUCUUCAGCUUCCUACUCAGAAACUAGAAAUCAACCAGUUGACUCUUCUUUAGCUUUCCCAUGGACUUUUCCAUUUGGAAUUGAUCGAAGGAUUCAGCCUGAGAAAGUUAAGCAGGCAGAAAAUACCCGGACUUUAGAAUUACCUGGCCCAUCUGAGACAGAAAGAAGAGUGGCUGAUUAUGUGACUUGUGAGAGCACAAAAACUACCUUGCCUCUGGGUACAGAAGAAGAUGUCCGGGUCAAAGUAGAAAGGUUAAGUGAUGAGGAGGUUCAUGAGGAAGUGUCCCAGCCUGUCAGUGCAUCUCAGAGUUCACUGAGUGAUCAGCAGACAGUGCCAGGAAGUGAACAAGUCCAAGAGGACCUUCUGAUUAGUCCACAGUCUUCCUCUAUAGGCUCAGUAGAUGAAGGUGUCACCGAGGGGCUACCUACACUUCAAAGCACUUCUAGCACUAAUGCCCAUGCAGAUGAUGAUGAUCGAUUGGAAAAUGUUCAGUAUCCCUACCAACUCUACAUUGCUCCUUCUACUAGCAGUACAGAGCGACCAAGUCCAAAUGGUCCCGACAGACCUUUUCAGUGUCCAACUUGUGGGGUACGAUUCACCCGCAUUCAGAACCUGAAACAACACAUGCUCAUCCACUCAGGAAUUAAACCAUUUCAGUGUGACCGCUGUGGGAAAAAGUUCACCAGGGCUUACUCGCUAAAGAUGCAUCGCCUAAAGCACGAAGUGAUUUCCUAGUACCGGACUACUUAAACCAGGAGCAAGAAGAGACCCUUGUUCAGUAUGAUCUUGGAGAACACAGUUUUGAAAGCAACUCUGCUGUUCAAAUGCCUGUCAUUUCACAGGUCUCCUCCACCCAGAAUUGCGAGAGCACUUUUCCCCUGGGGUCUCUUGGUGGGCUGUCAGAAAAAGACGACGAAAUGCCAGAGCAGCCAAAGAGCAGUGCCUGUGCUGAGGCAACCAGAGAUGACCCCCCAAAAUCAGAGCUGUCUUCUAUAACUAUUGAGUGAUUUUGUGGUUUGGCUUUGGGUUUGUUUUGUUUUUUUUUUAAGUGCCUGUGCUUAGUCUUGUACAUUUAAAGUUAAUUUAACUUUUUAAACAAAAGAGGUUUGGGAGAGAAUUUUUCUUUUUACUUUGGAAGCCCUGCAACUGAUAUUUUAUUCUUUAUAAGUGAGAAAGUACACAAUAAUAUGAUGUUGAAACAUAAUAGAAACUAGGAGACUUAAGGAAAACCAGUAGACUUAAAACAUAUGCCAGUUUUCUUCUUCCAUUGUAAAAGAAAAGUUAAUAAGGAGCAUUAGAUAAAGAAGAACUCAGAUGAUUAUUGACCUUCCUGAGAUGAAAGAGUGUACCACGAACAAAUUACUGAACAGAAUUUGACAGAUGGCCUGAGUGUUUACUCCUACAUUCAAGGAUAUUGUACAAUAUUUUGGAAAGCCUGUUGUUUUUGGAAGUAUUUAUGGUAUCAUUUUCUGAAACAUUACUGGGUAAAUACUUCUGAGAUCCAAUGGACUCUUUUUUUUUAAGCUUUGUCAUUUCUAUCAUAAUUUUUCAUGGUGAGAUACUGAUAUGGGAUAGACAUUUUCAGUACCAUUAUAGCACCAUUCACUUCUCCAAAUUAUCUUUCUUCUCUGAAAGAAGGCAAGGAACUAUGAUUGAGAAUAGUCAGCCGUGCAUGAAAUGACCAAGCAUGGAGACAUGCAGUGGCAAGUAUGUAAAUUCCAGCUUUAUAGGAACUCUUUUUAAUGUACUUUUCUGACUAACAUUGAUGUUUACCUGGUCU